AGUACGCGGAAGCAAAACAACGAUACGUCAGGUACAUCUGUCAGACUGUAGAGUCUAAAGUCUCUACCUACACGUCUGUUUGUGUCAGAAACUCAUGCACAUAUUAAGAGAAUUACAUCCAUAAUAAUAAUAACGCGUCAGAAACAGAAACACCUGACCACACUCUUCAAUAGGAACCGAAGCAGCAGCUAACGUUAGCAUGUAAGAUAAUGUGUUAACAGCAUAGACUCUUCUGGCAACUUCUGACGCUAGCACGCCGGGUCAGCUAGCUAGCUAACUUACGCAGCAGCGUCGAACGUCUCCUUCAGAUAUUCAACACGAAGUGAAUGUGUCCUCCGCACCAGGCUGAGACAGAUGACUGCUGCUCCUCCCGAAGAUUUGGUCAAACAGUGGGAGAGCGAGCAGGCCCGUCUCAGACAGCAGGUGGUGGAGGAGGACACUGAGGACUGGCAGACGAGUCCAGACUUCUCAGGCCUGGAGAGAGUUGGAGGAGUGGACCUGUCCUUCAUCAAAGGUGAUGAUGUCAAUGCCUGCGCCCAGCUCGUGGUACUCAGCUACCCGGACCUAGAGGUGCUGUAUGAGGACAGUCAGAUGGUAACCCUGACGGCUCCCUACAUAGCUGGCUUCCUAGCCUUCAGAGAAACCCCCUUCCUCCUGGAGGCCCUGCAACGGCUGGAGAGGAACCAGCCCCAACUUCUGCCUCAGGUGGUGUUUGUUGAUGGGAAUGGACUCUUCCACUACAGAGAGUUCGGCCUGGCGUGUCAUCUUGGAGUGCUGUCCGGGCUGCCGUGUGUGGGCGUGGCCAAGAACCUGCUGCAGGUGCAGGGCGUGUACAAGAGUGAAGAGCACCAGUCACAGAUAGCUGCUCUGAAGAAAGGAGGAGACAGCUUCCCGCUCGCAGCCGCCUCAGGCAAAGUUCUUGGAAAGGCAUUACGAAGCUCCGACAAGAGCUCUAAGCCAGUGUACGUGUCCGUUGGCCACAAGAUCAGUGUGGACACAGCUGUACGCCUCACACACUCCUGCUGCCGCUACCGGGUCCCGGAGCCCAUCAGACAGGCCGACUGUCGCUCCAGAGAAUACCUUCGCACACACUUCCCAGCUUCUGAUACAUGAAAAAAGGAAUGAGGUUGCAGAUGCAGCGAAGGAUCUCAAAAUUUUGAAAUUCGACAUUCUGAAGACCAGCAUCUACAGAAGACCACUAAAGUGUGUGUGUGUGUGUGUGUGUGUGUGUGUGUGUGUGUGUGUGAGCACGUGCGUGUGUGUGUGCGCACGCUGUAACUUUUGAUCUGCUUUUUAAAGUGCAGCUGUUUUAGUCUGGGCCAAGACACAAGUCGUAUUAACUGUAUCUUUUUAUGCACUUGCCCCAUAUUUAAACUGGAUGUGGGUCAGAUUGGCUUUUUUUAUACACUGUUCUCAUUACAUUUUUGGGUCACUCAGCUUUUUACACUAAGAGCCUCGUAAAUAAAUUAUGAAUGUCCC
This is a messenger RNA of Etheostoma spectabile (orangethroat darter), 1479 nucleotides long. Its product is annotated as endonuclease V. Gene Ontology annotation, cellular component: cytoplasm; nucleolus. The transcript is spliced from 10 exons. Gene Ontology annotation, biological process: DNA repair. Lineage: Eukaryota; Metazoa; Chordata; Actinopteri; Perciformes; Percidae. The coding region runs from base 355 to 1113 and encodes 252 amino acids. Gene Ontology annotation, molecular function: single-stranded RNA binding; RNA endonuclease activity producing 5'-phosphomonoesters, hydrolytic mechanism. The record is from RefSeq and is a predicted model, not a curated record.